GCUGCUGAGUGUCAAACUCGCGUGAUUGUUUUGGCAGGAUGGCCGCCCCUCUCAGUGACAGCAAUCAGAGACCACUGCAGAAUGCCAUGAAGCUUGUAAAAGUGGCCAUUCAGCUGGACACCAGCAACAAACACAAGGAGGCAUACUGUGAAUACUUAAGAAGUAUCAACUACAUCUCCCAUGCUCUGCUUGAAGAGGCCGCGUCUACACUGGAAGGAGAGAUGGAGUCGGUGGAAUUAGAGAAGAUGGUGAAACUGGUUGAGCAAUGUUUGGAGAGGGUCAAAUCAUGUAUAAUAAGGAAGCAAGAGUCCCCUACACCUGCCACCUCCUCCACUUCUCUGUCCGAUCCCAAACAGACCACCAUUCCAGCUAUUAAUGCAUUAAGUGAUCUCGAAAUAUCAGAAAUUUCUAAUGAGCCGGGAUUGGUUUCUGUGACACAACAAAGUAAGCAACAGCCCACCAAACAUCGCAGAGUCCUCUCUGAGGGAGGGGUGGCAGGCUCCCCCUUUCUGCCACCUGAAGUCUUCCAAAAGUUUCAGACAGUUGAGUCACAAGACAACCGAAAGGAAUUAACGCCUAUUGAAGAAGCGUCACGUCUGAACCAGAAACUUAAGGCUAAUUAUGAAGCACGACUGGCAAGACUUACCCCUGGUCAGGCCACACAAAAAACCUCAUUGACUCUCUCACUUCAGAGGCAAAUGAUGGAGAAUCUUAUAAUAGCCAAAGCAAGACAAGAUGCACUUCAAAGGAAAAUGGAGGAGAGGAGACUUCGGCUGCAGGAAGAAGCCAACAGGCGGUUUGCAACCUGUGGGACCAUUACACCUGAGGAACAAGAGCAGCGAGUUCUGUAUGCAAGUGUGCUUGAAUAUGAGCAUGAUCAUGAAUGGCCAAAAAUUUGGAAGGCUAAACUGAAAAUGAAUCCAAAUGAUCCGACACUGGUUACAGGUCUUAUCUCCUGUCUUCUCAGCUACCCAGAUCACCCAGUCAUGAAGUUGCUGAAGAAGCUUCAGUAUCAUGUGUAUAGCAGACUGUAUCCCAUAGUGAGCCAGUGUGUUCCUCUGGACACAGUGCCUGGUUGCUCGCUACCCUUAAAGCCAUCCCGCAGCGCCCAGAGCCUGCUCCUGUUCGACAGUCAUAUCUCUUCACAGCAGCAGCAGAGCUCACUCAAAUCUGCUCUGACACACAGCUUAUCGGAUGCCUCUAUCUCCCUUUCACCAUCCCACGACCUCAACUUAAGCGACAUUAAAUCCGAAACUGAACUGCGCGAGUCAUCAUCUCUGGCCUCCACAGAUAGGGAGAACUCUUUUGAGGAUCUGGAGAAGUUUCUUACUCAGCUGGACUGGGUUCCUUCUCAAAGUGGAGAUGAUACAGACUCUGAUGUGACCUUUGGCACAACACACAUGGACCUAGAGUCUCACAUUCAUGAUCGUGAGGAGCGUGCUCUGAAGGGACAUUUGAAAACCAUCGUCAAAGAUAUUCACAAUGCUAUCGAUCGCCUGCUGUCUCUGUGUCUUCUGUCUUUUGAAUGUCUCAACACUGCCGUCUCUAAGGACCAAUGUGUGGCCAGCAUAGAGGAAGUCUUCUUCACCCCUAUUUGGCGCCCUCUAUUGGCACUCUUUAGGCGAGUGAAUCAUGAACGGGAGCUGGCUGUUGAGAACAGCAUGCGUCUUCAUCGUAAUGUUUCACCUGGUGACCUUGGUGUAGCAUCCAAAUUGUUCCCUAGAGACACCACUGCGAUGCAUGGUUCCUACCCAUAUGAGUCGGCAGUACAGGAGUUGAAGCUUUUGUGUAGAGACUAUUGUCCUCAAAAGAAACUUGAGUGUAUUGUGAGAACUUUAAGAAUUAUCUGUGGCUGUGCUGAAGAGUACCGCCUCCUGCAAGAAAAAGACCCUCAACCCAAAUCAGCAGCAAUAGGUGCCGAUGACCUAUUGCCCAUCCUGGCAUUUGUGGCAUUACGCAGUGAAAUGCCUCAGCUGGUGUCUGAAUGUGCGGCGUUGGAAGAGUUCAUCCAUGAGGGGUAUCUGAUUGGAGAGGAGGGGUACUGCCUGACAUCAAUGCAGAGCGCGCUGACCUAUGUCGAGUCAUUGUUCUUGGGUGGGGCUCCAACCACAUCUGCCAAAACCACCUGAGGUGCAGUAGCCAGUGGUUUUUGAUAGUCCUCAGGAGUUGCUUUAUCUCCUCAACUCAGCCUGUUUAGCCCCAAAUCAUGCCAGGGUUUAGUUCUGUUCGAAUCUUCCCCACCUGCCGCAUUGACGGGACUGGAGAAGGUUAUGCUGUGUUUGGGUGCUACAGGGCAGGUUCAUGUGGUUCAGGCCGAAUGUGGUUAGAAAUGAGAUCAGUUGUAGCCAAAGCAAAAAAACAAAAAACAAAAACAAAUAGUGCAUGGGAUGAAAUGAGCCAGAUGUUAAGAAGGGACUUGUGAAAGUGUUUUUUUAUUAUUAUAAUUAUUUCUAUAUAUUCUAAUCCCAUUGAAUUUUUAUUUUUGUUAAAAUGGUAUUCCCACAAACUUUUAUAAAAUAUAAAUGAUACUAAAGCGCUACUAACAUUUAUCAUUCUGUUACACCCUAUUUAUUAAACAUGUGCGACACUAAUACAGAGUUUUUGUUGUAUUUGAGCUCAGAAUUUUAGCCUGAGUAGGAAUAGUAAAAUAGGAAGGUAGAAAAAAAAAGAAUAGAGCAAAAUUGUCAAGUUUGGUCUUGCAGAUUUUUAUAUGCUGAGCUGUGCAUUUCUCUUGCAGGUAAACAAACCACUAAGCAGACAUGUUAAGCUGUACAGGUUUUAUAUAUUUUUUUUACAUAUAUAUCUUAAUUUGUUAUUUAAAUGCUUUUCACUAAUAGUCAAAGAAAUGAAAUCAAUGUGAAAAAAAGCUUGGAUGUGCAAGAAACACUAAUGCUGCUGGAAUAACUGUCUUCAGUCUGAUGUUACUGAUGUUGAGAUUUAAUAAGAAAUGGGUAUUGUGUGUGUGUGUGUGUGUGUGUGUGUGUACACAAAGGCAUAAAUAAAUAUAUUUAUAUGUUUUGUUUGAGCAGAGUUUUGUGUUUGUUGCUUAAGAUCUGUAAUGAAUGUGAAUGUAGCUUGAUUCUCUUUGUCUGUAGAGACCGUAACCAUGUAUUUUUUUACAAAGCCUUGUUAGAGUCUGUGUUUGAUCUUUUGGGAUUGGACAAUGCACAUGGGCAUGGUUUGAAAAUAUAUGGUAUGUAAAUUUUCUAACAAUAAAGACAUGUAAUUUA
Pimephales promelas (fathead minnow) is the source of this 3230-nucleotide messenger RNA. RefSeq names its product VPS9 domain containing 1 (gene vps9d1). NCBI's taxonomy places the organism in Eukaryota, Metazoa, Chordata, Actinopteri, Cypriniformes, Leuciscidae. The record is from RefSeq and is a predicted model, not a curated record. Gene Ontology annotation, molecular function: guanyl-nucleotide exchange factor activity; small GTPase binding. Gene Ontology annotation, cellular component: endocytic vesicle; cytosol. Gene Ontology annotation, biological process: vesicle-mediated transport.